Molecule: messenger RNA, 702 nt
Organism: Juglans regia (Persian walnut)
Lineage: Eukaryota; Viridiplantae; Streptophyta; Magnoliopsida; Fagales; Juglandaceae
Exons: 3
Coding region: 1-702 (233 amino acids)
Source: RefSeq, a predicted model, not a curated record
AUGACUGAGGUAGUGCUCAAUCAGAUAACGCAAGGGCAAAACAUUAGGCAAGAACCACCUAGAGGAGGAAAUCAAAGAUGUCAGUAUGAGAAAGUUUUAGUUUACAAAUACCCUAAUUUUAUGGGAACAGAAGGACUUUUGAGGGCCAAUAAGUGGCUGGUGGACUUGGAGAGAACCUUCUACAUCAGUGGAUGCACGGAGGAACAAAAGACAUCCAAGCAGCAGAAAGCCCUAGAUUUUGUGAACUUGACCCAAGGUAGCAUGACAGUUGAUCAAUAUGCUGCUCGUUUUAUGGAAUUAGGAAGAUUUGCACCUCAUCUUAUUGGUACGGAGAAGAUGCAAGCGAAGAAGUGUCAGGAUGGUUUGCAACCCCGUAUUCGAAACCAAGUAGCCUGCUUGCGGAUAGAGAAUUUCCAAGAACUGGUCAAUUUGGCUUCAAUAACAGAAGCGGAACAACGAAGACUGAUCGCUCAGGCCCAAGCGGAUCGAAAAAGAGGACUGCCUUAUUCUUCUAGAGGAAGUAUGGAAAAAAGGAAGAACACACCUGGAGGAGUAGUAAUGCCGAAUGGCAAAGUAAAGACCCCUGUGAAGGCUAAGAUCUAUGACAUUACACCGGGAGAAGUAGACCUAGAAGCCGACGAGAUGGCAGACGCGAGAGUGAUUACUGGUAACAUUUCCAACUUUGCCUUAACUGAUAGCUAG